This is a messenger RNA of Choloepus didactylus (southern two-toed sloth), 1967 nucleotides long. Its product is annotated as duodenase-1-like. Gene Ontology annotation, biological process: proteolysis. The transcript is spliced from 5 exons. Bases 1199 to 1849 code for a protein of 216 amino acids. Gene Ontology annotation, molecular function: serine-type endopeptidase activity. Gene Ontology annotation, cellular component: cytoplasm; intracellular membrane-bounded organelle. The record is from RefSeq and is a predicted model, not a curated record. NCBI's taxonomy places the organism in Eukaryota, Metazoa, Chordata, Mammalia, Pilosa, Megalonychidae.
AGAAGCUCUGACCUGGCAGCCUACCAAGGAAGAUGCAGCUGCUGUUCCUCCUGCUGGCCCUUCUCCUUCCCCCUGGGGCCAAGACAGGAUCUUUCUGAACCCCAGGUCCAACCUCACUCAAAGACCCGCAAAUCUGAUGCUGGAGACAAUCGGUGGGAAUGGAGAGGCAGUAGUUAUUCUCUAGAAGGCUCAGAAGGCCUUACUCUUGGCAUUUGGAAAUUGGGCUCUUCAAAAAGGCAUCCGGAAGAAGGGUGGAAGCUGGGAGUGAGAAAUAAUUAAUUCCCCAGGAAAUGAUACUUUGGAGAAAGGGACUGGAUUCAGUAAUCAAGGUAAGAUCCACUAACUCUUAACUCAGUGCCUUAAAAUCUACCCUCAAUCCCCACCGCCUUCUCCAAGCUUUGUAAUGCAGGGCUGUCCAGGAAAGAAUUUAGGACCCAGAUGACCCUGAGUUGGUGGCAUCCUGGUCCCCUUAACAUUCAUUUUUGCCUUGGCACAGUCUCAAGUCUUCUCUGGUAAUUUUCCAGUAACAGAUGAGUUCAGUGCCUUUGAAAAGCCCCAUCUUCCCUGCUGCUCAGAGUCUCACAAGCAUGGCCCCAAACAACCCUCAUCCGGAGGAAGUUAGGGUCCAUUCCUUCAUUCAGUGUCACGGGACACUAUUUGUCAGACCCCAGCAGAUAAAGAUCAACUAUAAGUCAGCAUCUUGAGCUCAAGUUCCAAGUAUUACAAACCAGUUGCAGCUUAACAGGGGCUGGGAAACAAGAGGGGAAAGAGGUCUCAGGAAACCUCAGGGAGAAGAUUUUCCAUGAUCUACUGGGACCUUACUGCCUGUUCCAAAUACAAAUCCUAUCCUUCAACAUAUAUGUCUGAAGCAGGAAUUAAGGAACAAAGACUGCUCUUCUCUUUACCAUAGAGAGAAUCUGAGUCUCAUGGGUCACUUUGCAAGCCAGGAAUGCUACCCAAAGAACACAGGGGACCCCCUUCAUGGUUGCUCCCUGCUACUACCGACAACACUACCUGCCACCCGACUCCAACACCUUCCAUCCCUACUCUAGUUUAUCCCACCUCCCAUCAUCAGUCUUUCUGAAACCAUAAGGCAAAUGUCCACCCUGGACUCAAUGAGCACAGCAGGUAGGGAAGAAUUUUUCUUUCAGGGAAAAUCAUCGGGGGCCAUGAGGCCAAGCGGCAUUCUCAUCCCUACAUGGCGUUUCUUCGGAUCAAGACACCAGGGAAAAGUUGUGGGGGGUUCCUGGUGCGUGAAGACUUUGUGAUGACAGCAGCUCACUGCUGGGGGAGCAAAAUAAAUGUCAUCCUGGGGGCCCACAACGUGAAGAAGAAGGAAAAGACCCAGCAGAACAUCCCUGUAAGAAAAGCCAUCCGCCACCCAGCCUAUGAUAGUAGCACUUUGGCCAACGACAUCAUGUUACUGCAGCUGACGAGAAAAGCCAACCUGUCUGCAGUGGUGCGCAUCCUCAGUCUACCCACGAGGAGCGGGCAGGUGAAGCCAGGGAUGGUGUGCAAUGUGGCCGGCUGGGGACGCAUCCAAGUGAACGAGCGCACAAACAUUCUACAUGAGGUAGACCUCAAAAUCCAAAAGGAUAAGUCAUGCAUCUCUCGCUACAAAGGCUAUUACAACAGCGCCAUCCAGCUAUGUGUGGGGGACCCAAAUAAGAACAAGACUUCUUUUAAGGGGGAUUCCGGGGGCCCCCUCGUGUGUAACAAGGUGGCCCAGGGCAUCGUCUCCUUUGGAAAUAAGAAUGGGAAACCUCCUCGUGUCUACACCAAGAUCUCGAGCUACCUGUCCUGGAUAAAAAAAACAAUGAGACGCUUAAAACUACAGACACCAGACUAAGGUGACUCCAGUUUUGAUCUGUCCAUCUUCUCUGGGGCAGAGGCCAGACUGCAUUAGGCCAGGGAUGGGGGUACAUGGGGAAGGGAUACCGAGGCCUCAAUAAACUUCCAUCUCUAGA